GAGAGAAAUGGAAGGCAUGAGAGUUGUGGAGAUAGAGAGAGUGUUCUUUGAUUUGUUCUUAGAAGCAAUUCUUUUAAUCAACUUCCACAAAAACAACAAUCACAUUCAAAAUCUCUUCUUUUUAAAUUUAUUUUAUUAUUAUUAUUAUGGGUUUAUUCUUCAAAUUAUUAUUACUAUUGUUAUUUGUCGAAUAAAUAGUAAAUAUGAUGAAGAAUACUCCUACUAAAUAGUAAGUACCAAUCUUGUUGCUUUAAUUCUUCAAACCCCCCUUAAAUUUUAACAAUUAAAACUAUUUGAGUUUGGUCGUUAUCAUUGUUUUUUGUUAUUGUUAAUCCCCAAUUCUCUCCUAAUGCAAGUCCUUUACGAGCAAUUUCCUAAUAUUCGUGGAUUACAAUAAUUUCUAGAUAAAGAUGAUUUUUUCUUGAUAUAUAGAGAGGAAUCAGGAUAAUCUUUUGGGGUUUUGAUUUUGAUUGCCUUUCUGGGGAUUUUGCAAUGGGGGGUGGGAGUUUUGAUGGAGAGGAGAAACUUCAUGAAAAUGGUGGUGCUGGUGGGGAACGUAAAACUAAGAGAAUUAUGAAGACCCCUUUUCAACUUGAACUUCUGGAAAAAGCUUAUCAACUUGAUAAUUAUCCCUCAGAUUCUGUGAGGGCAGAACUUUCAGCCAAAACGGAGUUAUCUGAUAGGCAAUUGCAGAUGUGGUUUUGCCAUAGGAGGUUAAAGGACAGGAAGGGCUUAGAAAAGAAGACAAAGAAGGGGGAGGCUUCACCGCCUGCAACCGCCUCAGUUGGUGUUGCAGUGGCUGGGACUCUGCCACGGCCGCCUCCUGCGGGUCCCAUAGAUGAUACGUUGGAUGAUGACUUGGGGAAUGAACAUGGUUCAGGUUCUGGGUCAGGGUCUAGCCCUUAUGGUCAUAUGGAUCCACACCGGGCCUAUGUGGGUCAUCCUGAUGGUGCUGUACUGAGAAUUAGUGGGCGUGGAAGGUAUCAUGAGCCUUCUCAAUCACUAAUUCAAUACAGGGCUAUUGCAUUUGUGGAAGCACAGCUUGGGGAGCCAUUAACAGAAGAUAGUCCUGCUCUUGGGAUAGAGUUUGAUCCUUUGCCACCUGGUGCUUUUAAUGCUCCCAUUGCAAUAACAACGGCACCACAAAAGACAUUAGGAAAGACGUACGAGGCUUCAUCUUCAAAGGGUCGUAGUAGAGCUCUACAUGAGUACCAGUUUCUUCCAGAACAGCCAACUGUGAGAAGCGAAUCUUAUGAAAGAGUUUCUCAAUCUCAUUACUACGGCUCACCUUCUGGUCGGCCAGGAAACAAGACACCUCCUUUAUCUAACGGACGCUCAUACAUACAUGGGUAUGAAGAAGUGCCUGUGGCAUAUGGUGGUCCAAAUCACGUUAUGAUGUCUACUUCAGAGGACUAUGAAGCCAUAGCAAGGAAGUCUCCGUAUCUGAAUGUGGGCAUGGAAUCACCUCUCAAUACACAUCCAACCUCAGGAAGGGAUAGUGCACUUAUGCCACCUGAAAGGUGUGUCAAUUUAAUAGAGGCCGCUGGAAGUAUGGAAAGGAAGCGCAAGUUUGAUGAGGCUAGGGUAGCUAAGGAAAUGGAUGCGAAUGAGAAAAAAAUGCGGAAAGACUUGGAGAGGCAAGAUAUUUUGAGGAGGAAGAGAGAAGAACAAAUUAAGAAGGAUAUGGAGAGGCAAGAGCGUGAGCGAAGGAAAGAAGAGGAGAGGUUACUGUGUGAAAAACAGCGUGAAGAGGAAAGAUACCAGCGGGAGCAAAGGCGUGAAAUGGAACGUAGGGAAAAGAAUUUGUUGAAGGAGUCUGCUCGAGUUGAGAAAAUGAAGCAAAAGGAGGAACUCCGGAGAGAAAAAGAAGCUGCUAGACAGAAAGCUGCUAAUGACAGAGCCGUUGCUAGAAAGCUUGCAAAAGAAUCAACAGAGCUUAUUGAAGAUGAGAGAUUGGAGCUAAUGGAGAUAGCAGUGUCAAGAAAUAAUCUAAAAACUAUCUUGUCACUUGACAGUGAAAUUUUGCAAAAUCUUGAUUCAUUUAAAGAUAUGCUUGGGUUGUUCCCUCCAAACUCUGUGCAGCUGAAGAAGCCGUUUGCCAUACGACCAUGGUUGGAUUCUGAAGAGAAUGUGGGAAAUCUUUUGAUGGUCUGGAGAUUUUUACUUACAUUUGCUGAUGUUCUUGGAUUGUGGCCGUUCACUCUUGAUGAGUUCGUGCAAGCUUUUCAUGAUUAUGAUCCUCGACUACUAGGAGAAAUUUAUGUAGCUCUUCUGAGGACUAUAAUCAAGGAUACAGGACUUGGUGCGAACCUAAACAAUGUGGUUAAUCCUGUUGGUGGACAUCCUCAGAUAGUUGAAGGGGCGUACACAUGGGGUUUUGAUAUACGCAGUUGGCUGUGCAACUUAAGCCCAUUAACAUGGCCAGAAGUUCUGCGGCAGUUGGCUCUAUCAGCCGGUUUUGGACCUAAACUAAAAAAUAGAAAUGUGGAAGUAUGUUCACGGGAGGAAAAUGAGGGAAAUGAUUGUAUUGACAUAAUAUCUAAUUUAAGAAAUGGAGCAGCUGUUGAAAAUGCUGUUUCGAUUAUGCAUGAGAGGGGUUAUUCAAAUGGACGCAGGUCAAGACACAGAUUGACCCCAGGCACAGUCAAAUUUGCCGCUUAUCAUGUUUUGUCCCUUGAGGGAAGUGAUGGGUUAAAUAUAUUGGAUGUUGCAGAAAAAAUACAGAAAUCUGGUCUUCGUGAUCUAACCACAAGCAAGACUCCUGAAGCAUCAAUUGCAGCAGCUUUGUCCAGAGACACAAAGCUUUUUGAAAGGACUGCUCCUUCAACAUAUUGUGUGCGUUCACCCUACAGGAAGAAUCCUGUCGAUGCAGAGGCUAUUCUCUCUUCUGCCAGGGAAAAAAUUCGUGUAUUUAAAAGUGGUUUGGUAGAGGAAGUCGAAGCAGAUGUUGACGGGAUGGAGGUUGAUGAUGCUGAGAAAGAUGAAGACUCAGAGAGUGAUACAGCUGAAGAUCCCGAGAUUGAUGACUUGGUUACUGUGCUAACCCCGGACAAAGAUGCAAAUACCCCUUAUGACGUGAAUAGUUGCGUGCCAAAAGUCGGUUCAGACAAUGGAAGUGAAUCGCUUUACCAUAUUGAUGAUAAAGCAUCCAAUGGAGUUGGAACUUCUGCUUAUCUUGAAAGCUUCAAGAUACAUGACAAUGGAUGUUUUGUAGAAGAAUCGAAGGAUGUUGAUGGGAUUUGUCUGGGGGGAAAUAAUAGUGAUCAUGAAGACUCUGAUAUCGACGAAAGCUGUCCUGGUGAAGCUUGGGUUCAGGGACUUAUGGAGGGGGAAUUCUCUAAACUUAGCGUCGAAGAGCGCCUCAAUGCCCUGGUUGCCCUUGUUGGUGUUGCUACUGAGGGCAACACAAUUAGAGUUGUUCUAGAGGAGCGUUUGGAAGCCGCAACUGCACUGAAAAAGCAAAUGUGGGCUGAAGCUCAACUGGACAAGCGCCGGUUGAAGGAGGAAUAUUUGAUGAAGACGCCUUACGCAUCACUUGUCCCAAACAAGAUGGAAUCAAACAUGAUGGCAUCUGCAGCGGAUAAUGGGCAUAUGCUUGCAUUGGAUGAAAAAGAAGCAAUGGGAAAUCCCGCACUGCAGCAAAAACACUUCAUUGAUUCUCAUAAUGACAAUAAUCUACAUGCAUAUCCUCACUCUGAAAAGAAUUCGACAAUGUCAAAUUUUGUUUCGGGAGUAGAUAACGCUGCUUUACAGCAGUCUACAUAUGCUACCGAGAGGUGUCGUGUUCAGUUGAAGUCCUAUAUUGGACAUAAAGCGGAAGAGUUGUAUGUUUAUAGGUCACUGCCUCUUGGUGAGGAUCGUCGCCGGAACAGAUACUGGCAAUUUAUUGCAUCUGCUUCUUGUAAUGAUCCUGGCACUGGCAGGUUAUUCGUGGAGUUGCGUAAUGGUGGCUGGAGGCUCAUUGAUUCUGAAGAGGAUUUCGACGCUCUCUUAGCUUCACUGGAUGCACGUGGAGUAAGGGAAUCUCAUUUGCAUGCAAUGUUGCGGAAGGUCGAGUUUCUUUUCAAGGAGUGCGGUAGAAGGAAACUAUUGGAUACUAGCACUGAUGGGCAUAACACGUUCUCUGUAAAAGCUGAAGCAUCUGAAGUACCUUCUAACCCCGAAAAUAGUGGGGGUACAGAUAGCCCUAGCAGCACUGUUUGUGCUACAAAUUCUGAAAAUCCUGAACCUUCUUCAUCAUUCAAAAUAGAGAGUGGUAGAAAUAGUGUUGAAAUGAAGAGUUCCUUGAGAAGGUACAAAAUUUUUGAAGAGUGGAUUUGGCAGGAAUGCUUAAACCCAUCAGCUUUACGUGCCACUAAGUAUGGGAAGAAGAGGUGUCUCGAGUUGAUCCGCCGAUGCGAUUCUUGCCGUGAUAUAUACUUCUUUGAAGAUAAUCACUGUCCUAUGUGCCACAAAACAUACAAUGCAUUCGACACGAGCUUUGAUUUCUCCGAGCAUGUGGCCCAGUGCCAAGAAUAUAGGGUUGAUUUUGAAAAAAGCUUCCGGAGUCUAGAAUACCCACCCCCGAGGAUAAGAUUACUCAAGGCUCUCUUAGCCAUUGUUGAGGUUUGCAUCCCUCCUGAAGCUUUUCAACCCGUUUGGUCGGAUGCCUACCGAAAAUCCUGGGGACUGAAGCUGUAUAUGUCUUCAUCAGCAGAAGACUUUCUUCAGGUCCUGACACUACUAGAAGGAGCGAUAAAGAGAGAUUUCUUGUCAUCACAUUUCCAGACUACUGGUGAAUUAUUGGCUUCCGGUAAUACUGUUGGGUAUGUCGUCAAUGAUCCCUCAUAUUUUGGCACUAUAACGAUGCUUCCGUGGAUACCCCAAACGACAUCGGCUGUGGCAUUACGACUGAUGGAGCUUGAUUCUUAUAUUUCGUACCUCCCGGAUGAGAAAGCAAAGGAUAAAGAGCCGAGGCACAUUCUGAAAAUUCCUUCCAAGUACACCGGUGUGAGAAAUGUUCAAGAGGACGAGCUUGCCGGUGUCUCAGGUGAAGUUCAACCGGAAGAAGCGUUAUUGAUCGAUAAAGGGAAUGAUCUUGGCGCUAUUCCCAUAGGUGGUACCCGUGGCCAGGGAGGCCGGGUGCGAACCCGUGGUGGAAGAUCAAAAAGAAGCAGGGUUGAUUCUCAAGCUGGGAAACCUAACAGCAUAAGUGUCGCCUCCAACGAGAAACUUCCCACACUGGGAUGGUCAGGCCGCAGUAUUCCUGGCAAAAGGGGGCAUAAACAGGGUCGUCGGUCUGUCAGAAAAAGGCCGAAACCUGUUAAGAAGGCACCAGCAGCACCAACUACUGGCAUGAGGAGUCUGCCCAAGCCAAUUACCUUCGAUGAAUCUCCUCCGAGAUUUUUGGGGAGAGACGAAUGGAACGGUGAGGAGAUUAGACAGAUGAUGAACGUCAACGAGCCUAGCUAUUCAGACAGAUCAAAUUACGAUGAUGAUAACAACAGGCAGGCUUCUGGAGACGAGUAUGUGGCCAUUGACGACUAUGCUGCUGUUUAUAACAGCUGUCCAAAUACUCAUGUACGAGAAUAUAACGGCGACGACGGUGACUAUAAUGUCGACGAUGGCAACGAAGAAGAUGAUCAUGAUGAAGUGGGUGAUGACGGAUAUCGGGGUGGAGAUAACGGAGAUGUCGGUGGUGGUGAGUAUGAAGAAAGAUAUGUAGAUGUCGGAUAUUUGAAUGCCGGAUUGGAUGAGGGGAACGGAGAUGUGGAUGGGAUGGGUGAUGGGGAUCAAUGUGACAAUUAUGAAUCUGGAUCAACCGACUAUAGUAGUGAUGAUUAAGAUAGCAAUUUUUAUUAUUAGAUAUGCUUAGUCUUUUUUUUUUUUUCUUUUUUUCUUUUGUAAAUGUAAUGGAGUUUGGCUAAUUUAGGAGUAGAUUACUCCUUUCUUCCUUCUGAGUUUGCAUAAAAUUUGAAGCUCACUCGUUUAUGUAGGUUGCGUUUUAAAGUCAAUCGCUACAGUUGUAUUGAAGCCGUGGUUAUUAUUAUGAAAAUUUAAGAUUAUUUUGAAAAGUAAAUAAAAUAUAUAUUAGAAUAAUAAAUGAUUUAUAAAUGUUUAUAUAUUAUUUGUAGAGAGAUUUGUGGCAACAAGUGAUGUACCACAGUUGGUUGAUGGAAGUGGGUUUAUAGGCAAAAUAUAAAUAUAAA
Messenger RNA from Amaranthus tricolor (Joseph's coat), 6188 nucleotides. RefSeq names its product homeobox-DDT domain protein RLT2-like. The record is from RefSeq and is a predicted model, not a curated record. Gene Ontology annotation, molecular function: DNA binding. Lineage: Eukaryota; Viridiplantae; Streptophyta; Magnoliopsida; Caryophyllales; Amaranthaceae. Gene Ontology annotation, biological process: regulation of transcription by RNA polymerase II. The transcript is spliced from 19 exons. The coding region runs from base 493 to 5823 and encodes 1776 amino acids.